This is a messenger RNA of Peronospora farinosa, 5001 nucleotides long. NCBI's taxonomy places the organism in Eukaryota, Oomycota, Peronosporomycetes, Peronosporales, Peronosporaceae. The record is from the annotation of a GenBank genome assembly.
AUGAGGGUGACAACGUUGCUAAACGCCGGCUUAGCAGCAUUGGUAGCGACGGUGCAGCUUUCGGUGACGUCUGCACGUGGUGUCCAUGUGAACUUGACGGCAAGUUGGCCCAGCUCCCCGUUUUUCCCGCUUCUAGAGACGAGCGAGUUUCUAGCAGAGGAAAAUCCGCUUUACUUCUGGAAAUUUGUCGAUGAGCUCAGUACACGCACAUCGUACGUUAAUGACAUAAGGAACGACGUGGAUGCACUGGGGGCACUUGCAGUGUUUAUUGCUGAGAGUAUCGCUCCUGGCUCUAAAAAUAUCUUGGAACUGAUGCUGGCAACACGCGCUUAUUCAGUGAAGGUGGAGAUGUUCCGUCAAUUAGCUCUGGACUCGAAGGCACGUCUGUGUGGAGCGGAUGUGGACACGUGGGCGGUAUUUUAUCAAGAACCACAAUGUGUCGAGUCUGUGGCUUGCUCGGUUAAUGAGUUGGAGGCUAUUCUACAUGGAAACAAGCAACAGGAGACUCACGAAGUGUGUGUGGCCGCUGGUAGCAAUGAUGUCGAGUUGCAGGUGGACCACAAGUAUCCGCACAUUGCGUCAAGCGCUGUGAAAACGCCCAUGUCGGUGAUUCUAUAUGGACUUGUGGGCACGGAAAAGUUCUAUGCUUUUCACACGAACCUUGCCAAGAAAGCAAAGAAAGAUGAGAUUCAGUAUAUGGUCCGUCACUAUCCGCGUGAUUCGCCGUUGGAUACGUUAUUACAAGGAUAUGGUGUGGCGCUAGAUAUCAAGAAUAUGGAGUACAAGACUUUUGAUGAUUCGAAAAAGACAGGAGAGGAGAAUGCCGUUGGCGAUGGUAAAGGGGAUGAGGAAGAGAAUGAAGAGGAGGAAGAUAUUGAGGACGAAGAGGUCGGAGGAUUCCUGUUUAAACCUCUUAUGGCUCGUCAUAAAGCUAUUGCUGAUGAUUUGAAACAUUUUUACGACAUCUUGGUCAAAAAGGCAGAUGGCGAUCAAGAGCAGGAGCUGAAGGCCUGGCAUUUGAAGGAUGUAGGCGUGAGUGCUGCGCGUGCAAUCAUGGAUGCAAAGAAUCCACUGAAGAUGCUUGAAACACUUUCACAGGACUUCCCUGUGCAAGUAAAAAAGCUGGUGUUUUCGCGAAAAAUAAUUUCCCCCGAGCUUCGUAAAGAAAUUUCUGUUACGCGAAUGCAAGCUGCAAGUAGACUACUGACAAACAAGUUCAUCAUGAAUGGUAUUGCGGUGGACCCGAUGGAACGCUCUUUCAAUGUAUUUGACUUCAUGAAGACACUAAAAGAAGAGUGGUCGGUAGCGAAGCAGCUAGGCCGUUUAGCCUUGAACCAAUCGGAACUGGAGGACAUGCUGACACAUGUGCGUGAAACGAACCAAGAGCAACCUGUGGUUCGUAUCCACAUGCGUGGAUCCAUGAAUGGAACGACCCCUUUGUACCUGAACAACAUUGAAAUUGAUUCGAACUAUGCCGACUGGCCGCCUGAUGUAAACCUGCUUAGACGUCCUGCUUGGAACCUCAUUUUUGUUCGCAAGAAUAUGUAUGAAUGCAUUCUUGUACUUGACCCACUAACAGGCGCAGGCCGUGCAGCGCUAACCCACAUUGCGUUUAUGCGUAUGCGUGGUGCUCCUGUACAAUGGGCACUUCUCAUUUCUUCGAAGGAGCUCAUGGCGAGCAAGACAUCUGAUGAUCGCCGAGCUCUGUUAAAGAAGUACAAGUCAUUGAAGGAUUACGAAAAGGCAACUCCCUGGCAUUUUGCUAAGCUGUUGAUGCUGGCGCAGUCUAAGGAUACUGCUAGCGCGGAAAACAAGACUCCAGAGAGUGGGAACGAGAAGACCGGCGAAGCAGAAGUGGAAACUGACCAUACCGUCUCUACAAGAAAAAUCGCCUCAGCAUUUCUAGAGCGGGUCGGUGGAAUUGAACAGGCUGAGGUUCUGGUAGAAAACUUGCUAGAAGCUUACACCGGUGCUGCUGUCGACAUUGGAACGUUUGAAGAAAACGAAGAGGAGGCGCUGGCAUACCUGAGAAGCGACCAGUUCGACAAUGAAUUGCUGGCCAUGACAGAGUUUAUUCACAUGAAGCACGUGCCGUUGGGCUCAUUCGUUUUCAAUGGUGUGAUUCAAAAGGAUCUGGACAUUCAGCGGUCGAUGAUGAACAGCUUUGGACGUGACCAACCAUUGUAUGUUGACAUGGCUCACCGAGGCAUGCUGGACAAUGAGAUGGAUCUUGUUGAGGAACUUUUGAUUGCUCAAAACGCGCACCCUGCUUUCUUGUCAAUUUUCGAGAGCCCGGAAAACAGACAUCCAGGGGACAUAGAAGUGGAAUCCCAUCUUUUUGCUGAUGAUGUGGAUGGUCGACUUGAGGCUGCAGCAUGGCCUGCAAUCACGUAUUUGCAUGCGCCUGGCUCUAGGAUUGUGCCAAAAAUGCAGACUGUGAUUUUCCCAGCGGACUUGAGUGACUUGCGGGAUGCCAGUUAUGCCUAUCGGGUUGUAAAGGCUGUACUAGAAGACUCUGAGCAAUCUUUACGAGUUGGAGUUGUACCUCAGCUAAAGGGCGAAAGCAAGACCAAUGAUAUGAGCAACAAUGUGGGGGAACUUGUAGCUGCCAUUCUUGUUGCUGUGGGUAAUUCAGACAAAGAAGCCCAUAUUAAGUUCAUAUUGGAAGCGCUAAACUGUGUUAUCAUGCAGAAGACGGCUGAUGCGAUGAAAGAGAAGCUUAUAGGAAUUUGGAAAACGACGAAGAAUAAAGAUAGUAGCAAGGACCUGGUGUAUGAUAAGGUUCUAGCUCUUUUGGAAAACAAGAUAGGGGGAUGGCUGACCACAACGCAGCGCGACAUCCUUACGCAGUUUAACACGCUUCUACGCUCGCGGUUCCCGCCUGCAUUUGAAGAAGAAAGUGAAGAAGGCUCUUCCAAGAUUGCCCUUCCACACCUGUUUAUCAACGGUAGGCAAGUGAUUCUUCCGUCUCAGUCGUUUUCAGAUGGAGAUAUGGCAACUAUCGCGAAAUUCGACCUCCAGUACCGCACCCAGCCUGUGGCCAAGGCGCUUCUCAAGCGCAGUGUCAUUCAGACGACUGAAGAUGCUGAUAAACUAAGUUUUGAUAUCAUGAAGACUACAGGCAUUGUUGAUAAGUACGUGAAGACCGAGCGAGAAUCGCGCCUGGAAGUGGAAGAGAACUCUCUGAACUCUGUUCGACUGCCUGGUGAUCCGUCCCUUCAGGUCGCAGCCUACGUGGAUCCGCUAUCCGAGGCAGCGCAGGUGAUUAGCUCCAUGCUCCGGACGUUUCACUCACAGCUAAACGCAACUAUCGAGCUGGUGCUGGUACCUGCAGAUGAGUACACGGAAUUCCCCUUGCAUCGCUUUUACCGAUACCUCUUUGAGAAAAGGCCAUCACUUGCUGCAACAAGCGUCGAGUUUCGCAAAUUACCUGUGCAACCAAUUUUGACUAUGAAAAUUGACACCCCUGAGGCGUGGAACGUACAGAGCCUUCACGCUGGUGAUGACCUGGACAAUUUGAGGGUGGAUCCUGAAAGUUUGACAGAGGUGAAGUCUACGACCAGAGCGGUGUUCCGGUUGGAGAGUCUUCUGGUGUAUGGCCAGUGCCGCGAUGCGACGUUGCAGAUGUAUUCACCGCCCAACGGUCUGCAGCUGGCCCUUGAGCGCGAAGUUGGUGCUCAACUACUGCACCGUGACACCCUAGUUAUGAAGAACUUGGGGUACUUUCAACUGCAGGCAACGCCUGGUGUCUGGUCCUUGCAUCUGGCAAGAGGAAGAGCAGCCGAUCUUUUCGACAUCAUUGACCCAGAGACAGAUCUUACGUUGAAGACCCACCCCAUCAUAGUUUACGACUUUGGCUCUCACAUUUUCCAGCUGCUUGUUCGUAAGAAAGAUGGCAUGGAACACGAAGAGCUAUUGCAGUCGGUCGAGGAUGCAGCAACAUCAAGUAAAUCAAAGUCUGACGCUGAUGCGAAAUCGACCGGCAAGGAUGAUGGAGCUCUUCGCUCGUACUGGAGCUCAAUGCUUAAGGUGAUGGGCAAGCACGACAAUGAGAUAGAAUCGACUCCUCAAGCUGUGGCUGACAAAACUGACGAAACAGACCUUACUAAUGAGGGUAAUGCCAUGCAGCAGAAGCAGCGCACGGGAGAGACCAUCCACGUUUUCUCGGUAGCAUCCGGUUACUUAUAUGAACGCUUUGUCAAGAUCAUGAUGUUAAGCGUUCUCAAGCGCACCAACAAUCCGGUGACAUUUUGGGUGCUUGAGAACUUUUUGUCACCUGACUUUAAAGCAUCCAUUCCAGCGCUGCGUGAACAGCUUGGCAUGGAUAUUCGACUUAUUACGUACAAAUGGCCUAAUUGGCUGCGUCAACAGACUGAGAAGCAGCGCAUUAUCUGGGGCUACAAGAUUCUCUUUCUGGACGUGUUGUUCCCGCUGGGUGUGCAAAAGAUCAUAUAUGUGGAUGCUGACCAAGUCGUGCGUGCUGACUUGAAGGAACUCCUGGAACUUGAUAUGGAAGGGAAGCCAUAUGGCUACACGCCGUUCUGCGAUUCUCGCAACGUUGGCUUUCAAUUUUGGCGUCAAGGUUACUGGAAGGACCAUCUGCGCGGAAAACCAUAUCACAUCAGUGCUCUUUACGUAGUUGACCUGGCGGUUUUCCGUCAGAUGGCUGCAGGCGACAUGCUGCGUGCAACCUAUAGCCAACUGAGCGCUGACCCCAACUCACUGGCGAACCUGGACCAGGACCUGCCGAACUUUGUGCAGCACCAGCUUCCUAUUUUCUCGUUGCCACAAGAGUGGCUCUGGUGUGAAUCGUGGUGUAGUGACGAGACCAAGGCUACAGCUAAGACUAUUGACUUGUGCAACAACCCGAAGCACAAGGAGCCGAAGCUGGAUAUGGCCAAGCGUGUCAUCGCAGGCGAACUCUUCAAAGAGUCCUGGAUUGAGCUUGACCAAGAGAUUAAGGAUGCUGAGACGAAAUACACAGCUCAGGCUGCUGCGUAA